CUAAUUAUGUAAUGUAUUGAUUCUCUGUAGUUAAGUUUGAUUUCAUUUAAGUUUUUUUUUUUAAAGCGAGGCUCCUUGUGCGUAAUUACGCAGAAGAAAAGAUGGUAUCGGUGCUCAUUCAAAGGCAGAUUGACUUGUUUCAAGUGGCUUCAGAAAGGGGGGGUGGGGGUGGGGGGGGACAGAACCGGGGGCGACCCUAAAAAAAAGUUCUCUUCAGCGGGCUCCACCCGGCCCCUGCCCAUAAAUACCCCUCCCGUCCCGAGUGGAGUUCAGUCCGGAGGCAAAGACGAGCACAGACGAGGUUCGGAUUAUGAACGCCUUUGGACCCCCGAACCAGCAGAGCAGCCCCCUCCAGCACCACAGCGCCCAGGACCUCCUAGACAUGGCCGUCUACUGCGACAACUACGGCGUCUACCAGCACCAGAACUUCCAUCACCAUCCCCAGAGAGCCGCCAGCCACCCCUCCGGCUACGGGCUCGGCGACUACGCCACCCCGCCCACCAACCCCUACCUGUGGCUCAACGGCACCGGCAUCAACUCCUCCUCCUCGCCGUACCUCCCAGCGGGGGGCAGCGGCUCCACCUACCUGCAGUCCGGCUUCGGCUCCGGGCAGAGGCAGCUCCUGGGCGCCCCGGGAGGUCUGGGUGGCGCCGACCUGGGCUGGCUGUCCAUCUCCGGCCAGCAGGAGCUCUUCAAGAUGGUCCGGCCUCCGUACUCGUACUCGGCUCUGAUCGCCAUGGCCAUCCAGAGCGCCCAGGACAAGAAACUGACCCUGAGUCAGAUCUACCAGUACGUGGCCGAUAACUUCCCCUUCUACAAGAAGAGCAAAGCCGGCUGGCAGAACUCCAUACGCCACAAUCUCUCUCUCAACGACUGCUUCAAGAAGGUGGCCCGGGACGAGGACGACCCCGGAAAGGGGAACUACUGGACGCUGGACCCCAACUGCGAAAAGAUGUUCGACAACGGCAACUUUCGCCGGAAGCGAAAAAGACGAACCGACAUCACAGCGGGGGACAACCCGGACUCGGACGCCCAGCACAAGCUCUCAGACACGGCCAGCUUGCUCAGCUCCUCUCCGCCCAGCCUCCGCGGCUCUCCUACCUCCACGGAGCCCCGGUCGUCGCCGUCCGACUCGGCCGAGCACAGCCCGUGUUUUAACGGCUUUAUGUCCGGCGUCAACUCGCUGCUGGCGGCUAACGUGGGCGGAGCCGAGGCCUCGCGGGCUCCCGAGCGGGACUCGGGCUCGGGUCACCUCGGGGAGUUGUUCCAAGGCCGAGAGGCCGUGAGCGGACUGGGCUCCUACUCGCCCUCGGUGAUCUCUCCGCUCAACUGUGACAGCAGAAUGAACUAUUAUAACCUUUCCAACCAUUUUACUGUCAACAACCUGGUAUACAGCAGGGAAGGAACUGAGGUUUAAUGGGGAUGUUACACAAAAUAAUCAUAAUAAUUUAUCCAAUUUAGGGUAAACAGCUGUUUUUGUUUGCAUAUUUGCAUUGUAAAAAAUGAUUCAUUUCUGUAAGUCAUCACAACCUUGAAUUAUACUUUUGUAAACUUUUUGUAGCCAAAUGUACAGAGAUUAUUUUGUAUGUAUUUGUGUUUUAUUUAAACUGGUGUUGGAAUAAACGUCUUUUUUAUGAUUGGA
This is a messenger RNA of Doryrhamphus excisus (bluestripe pipefish), 1642 nucleotides long. RefSeq names its product forkhead box i1 (gene foxi1). The record is from RefSeq and is a predicted model, not a curated record. Gene Ontology annotation, molecular function: RNA polymerase II cis-regulatory region sequence-specific DNA binding; DNA-binding transcription factor activity, RNA polymerase II-specific. Lineage: Eukaryota; Metazoa; Chordata; Actinopteri; Syngnathiformes; Syngnathidae. Gene Ontology annotation, biological process: anatomical structure morphogenesis; regulation of transcription by RNA polymerase II; cell differentiation.